This is a messenger RNA of Stylonychia lemnae, 999 nucleotides long. The record is from the annotation of a GenBank genome assembly. NCBI's taxonomy places the organism in Eukaryota, Ciliophora, Spirotrichea, Sporadotrichida, Oxytrichidae.
AUGGGCGCUAGUUUAGUAUAUCUAGAGAAACCAAACAAGGAAAUCAGCUUUGAAUCAGGUGAGAAUGAGCACCUCAGAUACGUAGCCGGAGAGAUGCAAGGCUGGAGAAUCAAUAUGGAAGACGCACACAUCACAAAUCUGAGUUUUGUAAAGGGAUCUAAGAAUCUUGCCCUAUUUGGUGUGUUUGAUGGCCAUGGAGGGCGAGAGGUUGCAAUAUACACAAAGGCACACUUAGAACAGACCAUCAAGGACAACGAGAAGUUUAAGCUAGAAGAUUAUAAAGAAAGUCUCAGAUAAAGUUUCUUAGAAAUAGAUAAACAAUUGGAAAAAGAACCAGGCAGAGAAGAAAUAGCCACAAUGAAGAGAUAAAAUCCACCCAACAAGGCUCCUCUGUUCAAGCUGCUCGGAGAUAUUUCAAAUACCGCUUCAGAAGGUGGCAAUGAUAAUUUGAUGCUAGACUCAAUUGGUUGCACUGCAAACUGCAUUUUAAUAGAAGAUAUGAAAAAGUUAUAUGUUGCUAAUGCUGGUGAUUCCAGAUGUGUAAUGGCACGUGGAGGCAAAGCUAUUCCCCUCUCAUAUGAUCACAAGCCUGACAAUGAUGAGGAGAAGCGAAGAAUUGAAAAGGCUGGCAGUCAAAUUGUGGAAGGCAGAGUUGACGGCAACCUAAAUCUCAGCAGAUCCCUUGGAGACUUGAAAUAUAAAUAAAAUAAAGAACUCACGCCAGAGGAGCAUCCAGUAACAGCCAACCCCGACGUUCUUGAGUUCGAUCUAAAUGGUGAUGAAGAUUUUAUCAUUAUGGGUUGCGACGGCAUCUGGGAAACUAAAUCUAACCAGGAAAUGGUUGACUUCAUAUACGAAAAAAUAAAAGAAGGCAAGGAAAGCUAAUAGAUCGUUGAUGACCUACUAAAUGAUAUAUGCUCUCCCGACUAUACAUAAACAGGUGGCGUUGGCUGCGACAACAUGACUUCUAUCUUGAUAUAAUUCUAGAAGAAUAAGUGA